AUCUUGAACUGGUUAUGUUUGUAAAUUGAUAUAUUUUUCGUUUUACUUCCUCCUUCCUUAAGGCUCGUGAUAUUUACCUUAGCAGUAAAGCGUUAUUUAAUUUGAUCAAUCAAGUGUGGUUUGUUUAAAUUAGUAUUGUAAUUUUACGGUUGAUAAAAAUCAAAGUGCUAACAAGAAAUCAGUUAUAACACAAAAGAUCUUUAUGAAGCAUUAUACAUGUUUUUAGGCAAUACGUCAUAUAUUGUUUAAUAUAAGCUGAAGGCUUACAAUUGAUCACGAAAACAAGACAUUCUUAGAGGUGAGAUUAAUACUUCAGACAUAGAGAAGCAAAAGUCUUGAUUGAAUUUCGUUGAAGAAUCCGAUAUUAUGGCAAUGCAAGGAAACGAAAUCUACCACAUCAAGACGGAAGCACUUCGUUGUGGAGAUUGUCGUGUCGAGUUAAAGAACACUUUAAAACAGAUACCUAAAUUUCUAAAAUGCCUCCAUGCUUUUUGUGGCAAAUGCAUAUUAAAGAUGAUGAAUGGUAGCCUUGUUUGCCCAGUGUGUAAACUGUUAGCAGAUGUUUCCGGGGAUACUACGAUCGAUGAUCUUGCAGAUAUCAGCUUUCUUAAGAACAUUGAGCAAUUUGAUCGAAUCAUGGAUCAAUUAGGUCAAGAUUUUGGGUCCAAACAUGUACACCCAGAAUGUCAGAACUGUUCAGAUGGAAAUGCGGCUACAUACUGGUGCGCAGAUCUUGAUGGGCCUUUAUUGUUUUGUAAUGAAUGUGUUUCUAUUGACAACAAGUUCCAGACAAGCGGACAAAAGGAUUUCAGAUCAUUGCGGAAUACAAGACCUGACGACAUUCUAACAUGUGUACGUCUGUCGAGUGAUGGUAGAUGUCUGGAACAUGAUGAGGACCUUGAAUUCUUUUGUGAGGAGUGUGCGACGCCUAUUUGUCAUAUCUGUGAUCAUGAUGGUCACCCGAUGAUGUCCAUUAGGGAGCAAGCUAAUACAAUUCGUGGUAAAAUUGAUGAUAAAGUUAAAGAUUCUGAAAAGACCAUCGAGAUUUUGCAAAGAAGAUUAAGAUACGUUGAAAAUGAGAAAGAACUUCUAAAACAAUCGUCCCAUCUCACUGCUCAACACGUGAAUUUAUUCUUUGAUAAACUCAAGGAAAGUAUCGAAAAACGUCGGAAACAUCUACUCAAUACAGUGUCCAAUACUGGUAGUAAGACACUAAAGAUCUUAAAAGAGGAUACAGAACACACUCAGUCUGAACUAAAUGACGUCACACGGUUCACAGAAUUCCUGUCAGCAGCUAGGAAUUUCAGCAAUGAUUGUGACCUGAUGCUCAUGAAUGAGUCUCUGAAAACGAGGUCAGGCGAUCAUAUUUCUAAAAGAGUGAGCGAUGAACCCGAUGCAAAUGGUUUAAUUUCCUUUGGGCUGGGAGAAUUCACAGAUAUAGAAUUACCAUUACUCCAGUCCAGCCAUUUUGAAGUUAUGUUGAAAAAGGUGCCAAUGUCAAUAGCAAAGCUUGGCGAGAUAAAUGGAACGGCAACUGUCGCUUCAGAAACCAAGUUCAGAAUUCGAGAAAACGCGACCGGGAUAGAAAUAGUAAUAGAGGCAUACACGAAGAACCAGCAGCCUUGUACUACGGGCGGGGAUUCUUUUACUAUUGAAAUUAAAGACCCGAAUGGCACUAUUCACAAACCACUGUUAGAAGAUGAUAACACUGGUACAUACAGUACAAAUUUCACACCAAAAUUAGUAGGAAAGCAUCAGGUUAGUAUUACAUUUCAUGGAAGACCAAUUUCUCGUUCGCCGUACACAUUUGAAAUGGAAGAAUCGCCUAAACCUCAACGAAAACCAUACGAUAGCAAAUACAUUAACGUGAGUAAUCUCUGGGAUGUCAAGGAAUUUCCAGACAGAGAUCCUCCGCCGCCUCCGGUUCCAAGCUCACCUCGGCCCACCAGUGCUGACUAUAUGAUCAUGAAGAGUUUCAAGGCACCCCCUGUCGUUCUUAAAUCUUACACUAGUACAGGAAGAAAUGAUCUAUUUCGUCAGCGAUCAGCGACCACCACAUCACUUAUGACUAAAAACGAACAAAAGGAGUGUGCUGCCGAUGAUUAUUUAGACAUACACUCCUACCAUGGAACGCGUAGAGAGAGUAGACGUGGGUCGUACAUAUAUCAGACAAUUGAUAGCCUUGGGUUAGAUGUGAAGGAAGAAGGCGAAAAUGCAGGAAAGAAACUAGAAGCAUUGCAUGAAAAGUUCAUAUCGUCCACGAAACGAAAGAGAAAGAUAAGUUUGAUGAAAUGGAGAAAAUCCCAAACUGAUUAGUAAAUUAUAUCGACUGGUUUUAUUAUAACGUGUAGUUUAUUUAUUUCCUAUCCUCUUGAUGUAGCUCUGCUACACUCAUUUUCAUUAUACUUUUUCAUUAAUAUUGAUUCAGUUUGACUAUUUUAUUUAUUUACCUUGCCAUUGACUUUAUACUUUAAUUAUAUUACAUAUUUUAUACUUGCGUCCAUUGUGGCCUAAAAUGUUAUGCUAUGUUUCUCUAUUUCCGGUUUUUAUUUUGAAUUUUGGUCAAUAUACUAUAGUCUGUUUAUUAUACUGUCGGCAUAAUGGGAACGACUAUUAAUCUCCGUUCUCAUUACAAACUGUUUAUUACAAUAAUUGUAUACCCGAUUGUAAUUACUCUCAUUAUAAUCCGCAUUGCUUAUUCUUUAACUCCUCCCACUACAGUGGUUAUGUACGUGUCCACUUUUUGCUAGUUUUUUGAUGUACCUUGAUAAAGACCUGAGGAUAGGUCGAAAUAUUGGUUUUCUCCAAUAAAGUGUUUCUGAAGUCUAUA
Molecule: messenger RNA, 2830 nt
Organism: Anneissia japonica
Lineage: Eukaryota; Metazoa; Echinodermata; Crinoidea; Comatulida; Comatulidae
Product: E3 ubiquitin-protein ligase TRIM71-like
Exons: 2
Coding region: 367-2316 (649 amino acids)
Molecular function (GO): protein binding; zinc ion binding
Source: RefSeq, a predicted model, not a curated record